AUGAGGCGACGGGCCACCAUCAGGGUCCUGUCAGCCAGCGUCAGAGGGCAGGAACCCAACAUAGUGCCACAACAUGUGGAGAUGAUAUUCAGGCAAAUGGACAUCAAUGGGACGUCUCUGUACGACUUCUCCUGUGUUUUCUGGAACUACAGUCAGAAGGACUGGAGCACCAGCGGCUGCUCUAAAGGAAACACUUCAGAUGGACUCAUGAGAUGUUUCUGUAACCACACCACUAAUUUUGCUGCUCUUUGGUCAUACAGAGAGAACUACGAGUAUGCGAAAGCUCUGGAUGUGAGCUCCAAUGUGGGACUUUCUCUUUCUAUUCUGGGUCUGGUUGUGACGAUCAUUUAUCACAUUAAAGAAAACUUCUUCAGGAAGUCUCGUGGGCAGCAAAGUAACCUGAAUUCAAAGCUGGCUCUGCUGUGCAUCUACCUAAGCCUGCUGGCCUUCAUAAUCACCUUCCUCUCUGGAGUCCAAAACUCCAGCAGACAGAAUGACACUAAGGUGCAGGGUGAUGAUCGGACCAACGACCUCCUGAACUCUGAUGAACACAUAGAACCGGACCGCGGCUCUUGUACGGCUGUAGCGGCUCUGCUGCACUUCCUCCUGAUGGCCACCUUCAUGUGGAACAGUGUAUACAGCACUCAGCUGGUGCUGCUGGUCCGGUCAAUGCGCCGCAGCCUGCCAACACACUGGACUCCACUGAGUGUGACUCUGGGAUGGGGAGUGCCAGCCUGUUUCAUGGUCAUCACACUGGCGGUGAGCUACAGGGUGGACAAUCCUCUGGGAUACAGACAAGAGGAAUUUUGUUGGCUGGCAGCGUUGGAUAAGAAGCAGCAGUUCAACUUUGGGAAGCCAAUGUUUUGGGCUUUCCUUCUUCCUAUUGGCCUGAUCCUGAUUUACAACAUCGUCCUGUUGGUUCUCACCUCCAUGGCCACGUGCAAAGUUGAUACCAGACUGACCAGCAACAAGAAGCCGUCUUUAAGGAGGAAAUUCCUCAUCAGUUUGUCUCUGGCGGUGUUACUCGGUCUGUCCUGGACUCUGGGAUAUUUUGCUCUCCUUAAUUCAGGAAAAGCAUACCUGAUCUUCAGUAUUUUGUUCUGCAUCUGUACGACCACACAGGGUUUGCAGAUUUUCAUUCUCUUCACAGCCCGAAGACGGGCUUUCAGAGCCACAAUUUCACAGUCCAUGCAGUACAUUUCCUCAGUCAACAUCCCGCUCAACAGCAGACAGUACAAUCUGCAGAGAAAGUGGAAGAACUGCAAUAUGAACCAAUCAGAGACCUACAAGGAUCUGAGUGACAUCGAAGUGACCACCAGCAAAACCCUGUAG
Messenger RNA from Pelmatolapia mariae (spotted tilapia), 1332 nucleotides. RefSeq names its product adhesion G-protein coupled receptor G7-like. The record is from RefSeq and is a predicted model, not a curated record. The transcript is spliced from 8 exons. Gene Ontology annotation, molecular function: G protein-coupled receptor activity. Gene Ontology annotation, biological process: cell surface receptor signaling pathway; G protein-coupled receptor signaling pathway. Gene Ontology annotation, cellular component: membrane. The coding region runs from base 1 to 1332 and encodes 443 amino acids. Lineage: Eukaryota; Metazoa; Chordata; Actinopteri; Cichliformes; Cichlidae.